Ctenocephalides felis (cat flea) is the source of this 1191-nucleotide messenger RNA. RefSeq names its product SWI/SNF-related matrix-associated actin-dependent regulator of chromatin subfamily E member 1-like. The transcript has 8 exons. The coding region runs from base 1 to 1191 and encodes 396 amino acids. Gene Ontology annotation, biological process: negative regulation of DNA-templated transcription. Gene Ontology annotation, molecular function: nuclear receptor binding; nucleosomal DNA binding. The record is from RefSeq and is a predicted model, not a curated record. Gene Ontology annotation, cellular component: SWI/SNF complex. NCBI's taxonomy places the organism in Eukaryota, Metazoa, Arthropoda, Insecta, Siphonaptera, Pulicidae.
AUGUCUAUGCCACCGACUUAUAAACAAAUUGCAGUUAGUACACCUGUACAAAGUACUCAACGAUUAAGAGCCUCGGGUGGUGGAGGAGGUGGAGAUGGAGGAAGCCGAAAAGAUAAUUCGGGGUCACCUUUUAUAGUGACCCCACACAGUCAUCCUGGUUAUUUACCGCAGAAAGUUAGCAAAGCUAGUGCUUCUGCGACUGCCCUAAAGCCACCGAAAGCCCCAGAGAAACCACUCAUGCCCUACAUGAGAUACUCUCGUAGAGUUUGGGAUUCAGUAAAAGCAAAUCAUCCAGAUCUAAAAUUAUGGGAAAUUGGAAAAAUCAUUGGAGGAAUGUGGAGGGAUUUGCCCGAGAGCGAAAAAGUUGAAUUUGUUGAAGAAUAUGAAGCUGAUAAAGUGGAAUAUGAAAAGAAUUUGAAAGCUUAUCAUAACUCAUCUGCUUAUUUGGCUUAUAUUGCUGCUAAAAAUAGAGUAAAACCAGUGACUCUUGUCUCAGAAGAAAGAGACGUUCAUGAUCGUUCAAGUGGCAAACAACAACAACAAGACAGAAGAAUUGAUAUUCAACCAGCUGAAGAUGAAGAUGAUCAAGAUGAUGGUUACUCUGCUAAACAUGUAGCCUUCGCUCGCUAUAACCGAAAUCACCGCCUGAUUAAUGAAAUAUUUUCUGAUGCUAUCGUACCAGAUGUCAGAUCUGUAGUUACAACAUCUAGAAUGCAGGUUUUAAGAAGACAAGUCCAUUCUUUAACAAUGCAUCAGAAAAAAUUAGAGGCUGAGUUGCAGCAGAUCGAAGACAAAUUUGAAACUAAGAAGAGGAAGUUUAUUGAAAGCAGUGAAACUUUUCAACAAGAACUAAAGAAGCACUGUAAACCAGCCGUGACCGAAGAAGCGUUCCAGAAAAUGGUGGAAAAACAAUACGAGGCUUUGCGACAAGAACGUUUAGCCGGACCAAAAAAGGUCCUCGGGCUGAUGAUGCCAACAGAGGAUCAGCUGGUGGUACAGGGGGCCCGAAAUCUGUCGAAGAGGCCCAGAAUAAUGCUCCUGCGGCUGCAGGUGCUACUAUGGCAUCUGCACCGACUGAGGAUAGUCAGGGAUCGAGAGAGAGGCAGUAUAAUGCAUUCCAAUUCUAUAGAAGAAACUGUACGAUCUAAGGAUUUUAAUGUAGAGUUCCGUUACAGUGACAGAAAUGUUUGA